Molecule: messenger RNA, 5147 nt
Organism: Phyllostomus discolor (pale spear-nosed bat)
Lineage: Eukaryota; Metazoa; Chordata; Mammalia; Chiroptera; Phyllostomidae
Gene: C1H14orf132
Product: chromosome 1 C14orf132 homolog
Exons: 2
Coding region: 246-497 (83 amino acids)
Source: RefSeq, a predicted model, not a curated record
CCAGUCUCCGUGUGGAGCCGAGAGCGCUGAGCCAGCCUAGGGCGCCCACGGAGCUGGGGACGUGCCGCCGCGCCGCGGCUGCUGAGGUCCGCGCUGUAGCUGCGGAGUCCGAGGGCGCCUGCUAGCUGCUCGGUUCCCUCCGGGCCAGCUGUGCAAGCGGGGACCAGCGGCAUCAGCAGCAGCGCAGCAGCAGCAGUGACGAUUCGAGCACGGGCGGCAGCAGCAGCCGCGACAACAGUGACACCAUGGAUCUAUCCUUUAUGGCCGCGCAGCUGCCCAUGAUGGGAGGAGCCUUCAUGGACUCGCCCAGCGAGGACUUCGGCGCGGAGUACUCCCUCUUCAACUCCUCCACCAAUAUCCACGCGGCCUCCAGCGGCCAGGGCCAGCCGGAGGAGCCUCCGCGGUCCUCCAACGACGCCGUCCUGCUCUGGAUCGCCAUCAUAGCGACGCUGGGGAACAUCGUGGUGGUGGGGGUGGUGUAUGCCUUCACCUUCUGAGGGGCGCCCCCCCCCCCCCCGCCGUGCCAGGCACACGGGCGGGGCUCGGUCCCGCGUGCCGUGGCUGCGGGCCUCUGGCUGCGCGCCCGUUCCAGACCCAGGAGUUCCGGCCGCGGGCAUGGCCUCCCCGGGCUCAGCGGGCGGGCGGGCGUGCGUCUGGGAGGUCCCCGCGCAGCCCCGUUGUUAACACUCCGCGCUGCGGUCCAGCUGAUCCUGGAACACGGGAGCAGCGCGAGCUUCCAGCCCCAUAGCGUGGCCGGCAAGGCCUUUGAGGAGCCGAGUGGGGAAUUCUUAAAACUGCUUCCCAAGAACAAGAGGCCUGAGGGAGCAGCCGGUUCGGUUCAGAAUACAGACGUCGUUGGGGGAGCGCUGGCUGGCAGUGAAUAAUCACCCGAGUACCUUGUUCCAUGCAGACUUACCAUGCCCGGAGCGUGGGGUGCAGGCAGGAGCCCCCUCAGCAUUUGAGUGUUCCCAGCCCAGUCUCGGUCCCCCCCACCCCGGGAAUGUUGGUGGUGGUCUCGGAAGGGCUCUCGAACAUUCCUCGUCCGACUUGCAAGCAGCACCUUCGUCACCAGAAACCUGGCUGCUCCUGAGACCCCGAAGUGUCAGGAAGCGCAGGGAUGGGGAGAGGAGCGGUGACGUGGCGGGACCUCGGGGUGGCGGUCCUCCUCCGCUGGAUGGACUUCCCCUUCCUGCGAACAAGCCGAGAAGCCCCCUUUAGAAAUGAGAACUGCCGGUCAGUUCGCUCUCCAGGCCACACACGCGAAGAUGACCUUCGUUGCCUGAGAAAUCGGGCUCUUCGAGAUGAGUGGGGCCUUGUCCUCAUGGGGGGGGGGGGGGGCGGGAGAGGCGUGUGGUUGCCUGUGGUCACCGGGCGCAGUCGGAUGUGGAGGGGCCAGAUCAGGGGGGACGCCCCCCCCACUCCACUCAGGGCCCCCUCCAAGCAGGGGCCCCUCUCCCUGGCUGCCCUGGGGGCAGCGUCCGUGGGUCUUGAACUGAGUGCAGGGUUGGGGGGCGGGGCGGUCAGACACCCACAUUGUGAACUCGCUUUGGCUGCUGCCUGGGCUGUUGCAGGCAUGAACGUACCUGCCCAGGUCCGUUCCCGGCAUUCUUAGAAGCCAGCGGCUGGGGGCCUGGCAAACAGGGAGCCCACCCACCCCCCAUGAGGACGGGAGCGUGAGGCAACAUGCCCGGGGAGCAGUAGGAAAAGGGUGCAUUUUUCUCUGACCUCAGGGAAGAUCGCUGCCUAGGACCCCCUUCUGGAGGGAGUGGGGGCUCCCUCCCCUGCGGGCUGGGUGGCUGUCUCCCUGCUUUCUCCCUGCACUGUAACAAAAUAAAUGUCGUGAGCUCCCCCUCCAUAGUCGAGAAACCAGAAAGGCUGCUUAGGAAGGCCUUGCGCGCACUUGGGCACGAUCGGGGAAAGGCUGUGUUGCUCACCGUGGCCCCGGGGGGGAUGCGUGUUCCUGAUGACAGACAAAGGGACGUCAUCAUUGUCCAGCGGCAGCCACUCGCCCCGGGAGGUUGGCACUGAGCUGCCGUGAUAACAGGGUUACCAGCCCCACCUCCAGACAGCGCCGGCAGAUGGCCGCUGGCAUUUAUUGGUCGCAUCUGUCAUCGCAGCAACCACGCAGCCACCACAAACGCUGCAGCUCGAGGGGAGGUCAGGAGUGCGGGGGGCGGUGUGACAUUGCAGAGAAGGAGAACAGAUGUGGGACCUUCUGCCUGGAUGCCUUCUGGAACCACCGAUGGGGCCCUGCUCUCUGCAGGACCGGCCUGGACCCCGGGCUGGCUAGCCGGCCACCCAUCACCCCAUCUCACGCCACUCCAUCAAGCCCCCGAGUCUGCCAUGAGCACGGAGGUCAGAGCCAGGCUGGGGAGGCAGCGCAGCGCGUGGAGGUCGCUCCAGCCCUCCUGCCCUGAUUCUCCACCUGCCGACACCUGCGGCCUGGACGAGGCAGGUGGCAGCUCCCUGCUCUCCAAGUGGCCUGUGGAGGUGGCAUUGGAGAGACAGUUCUGUGGGGAGGAGAGAAAGGGUGGAGGACUCCAGCCUCCCGGGCAGCCCUGGGGCCGGCAUUCCCUGGGCAUGGCAGCCUUCAUAACGGCUUUCUUCCCCUGACAUGAACGCCUUCAUCUCUUUCAGUGUCAAGGCCAUGGAGAGUCAGGAGCUGUAGGGGCCCUCUUGUCCAAACUUGGCAUCGCACAGAUGACAGCGACUUGCCCAGGGCCACUGCAUCCCGACCUCCUGUGCUUUCCUUAUCGGUUUUUUCCCCACCAGGGCUCAGAUAACGAUGGGAUAGAUGUGUGUGGUAAGUUCUAGCCAGAGUGUUCUGUGCUGUUCCCCCUGUCUGAGCUGGGGUUCCGUCCUGAAUCUUAGGUAAAAGACAGAAGGAGAUGCGACACCAUUGUUUGAGAGGUGGGUCCAGGCUCCGUGUCAGGCUGGCGUGCCCGUAUUGAGUGCUCCCAGGUACCUCACCGCGUCAUCGCUCCAGCCCACAGACAAGGAACCGGGAGCUCAGAGCAGCGCAGUGACAGCGUGAAAGUGGUGAGCUGGGGUGUGAGCCUGGACCGCCUAGCUCUAAAGCCAGGCUCUUUCUGCAACACCGUGCUGCCUUCGGUGGCCGAGUGGCGCCUCUUGGCCACCUUUACACCAGCCCCUGAGUCUCCAGAGGUCCUCUUCCAAGGUCCCGCAUCGUGGCACAGUCUGGGCCAGCUCUGGCGUCCACGGGUCGAAGUCUCUGGCUGUGUUUGGAACAGAGCAUGCUCCUCCCCCCGCCAGGACUCUCUCUCCGCCCUGGCUUCGGGGUGGCGGUCUCUGUAGCCUUCCCCCCUCUUUAAGGUGGAGUACAGUUCUCUAUGGACACCAGAGGGGCCCCAGAGACCAGCUUUGUGAGGAUGCAUGCCCAGGGGAGCCCCGCGGGAACCCUGAGGAAUGGAGCACGUGCAGUGCAGCCGGAAUUGCCGAGGGGGACUGUGGGACAGCCGGAGCUGCAGGGUGGCUCCGGCCAGGGCUCAGGCUUCCUGCUGAACCCCAGGGCUGCCCUGAGCUGGGGGGAGGAGCAGGGGGAGAGGACAGGUACUCCUCUCUCAGACCCUAGCCAGCCUGGGGCUCUCAUUCUGGCUUCUCCUGGGUGGGGCGGUCCCAGCGCCCACCUUGACUUGAGCAGCCAGCACUGAGAAGGAGCGGCUGGACCCUUUGGUGGCUGCUCCUCCGAGAAGGGGUCCUGCAUUUUCUGGAACAUUCUCUGUGUACACUGACUCCAUUUCCCUUUUGCAAGCUGUAGGUGUCCCACACCGGCGUUUGUCUGCACGAGGGGCACAUUUUGCUGAACAGAGCAAUGCCCGCUUUACCAGGUCAAGUCCUGUCACUGGAGCUCCAUGGGGGGGGGGGGGGGGGCAGGAGAACCCUUUAGCCUGGCGUGUCCUAAGGGGAUGCCACCCCCUGCUGGGGCCUGGGCAAGGGGACCGUUCUGCCAGUUUCUGCUCUGUCGUGCCUGCCCCUCCCCUUUUCUGUGAGAUCAAGGUCAAGAGGCAAAUGAGGCUCCCUUGACCCUCUCUGCCCCUCCGAGAGACGAUUAUUUCCCCUCUCAGGCCUCCCCCAGGAAGCAGGGAGGGCUGGCUGGUGGCACUGGCCUGGAGCGACAACAGACUGUCUUCCAGCCGUCUAAGUGGGGGGCUUGGACACCCGCCAGGCUGCUGGCACAUGCCGGACCCCUCCCUGGAGACCGGCCAGGCCCACCCUCGGCACCCUGACACCCACUCCUGCCAGGCAGGCCUGACCCUCCUCCUGAUUCCUGGCCCGUGAUGACACCAUCAAUGGUCGUUCUCCCUGCUGUCGUGCAUCCUGCCCCUUCCCUGUGCCGUGUGCAGUUUGCAUCUCAUUUACUCCUCAGACCUCCCCGCACCCCCAGGCAGGAGUGAGGGUGCGGAGGAGUGCACGUUUAUUGGCAUUGCUGCACGUCUCUGUUGAGUACCGGCGGCCAGGCUCCGUGCCCGAGAGCCCACAGCGAAGGAGCUGUGACCGGGUUCCACCUCUGCUGGCUGCACAGGCUGGGUGGUCACUGGCAUCUCCCUGCCUCCCCCGCCCCAACCCUGAGAUGAACCCACUGGACCGGUCUAUCCCAGGAUGGGACUCUGAGGCCCGGCUGUUUUGAACCUGGGAAGGGCCGGGCAGCAGUGCAUACGUAUUUACCGGUCCCCGAGCUGUGAGCCGCCUUAGAGAGCUUCUCAUCAGGACCCUUCCGUCUGGGGAGGGCAGCUGGGGCCACACAGUAAAUUAGUGGAGAGCCGAGGAGGCUCCGGACGCCUGGCGCAGAGCCCCACCUCCCGGCAUGCGGGGCAUUCAACAGGGAGGAAGGGGUGGCCCUGGGUCACCAGCCCCAGCUCUGGGACAGGCAUCAUGUUCUCUGCCACCUGUCACCUGGCCCCUUUGCCAUGUCCUAGCAAGGUCCCUUGACUGUCCCCAGAACAAGUGGGCUGGGCUGCCACAACAGGAUGCCCACGGAGCUGAGCUCAGGCUGGUGUGAUCACCCCACCCACCUCUCUGGCCCCGCCCUCCCCUGACUUGGGUCAUUCAGUGAGAGGGACGGCGGAGGGGAUGGGUGGACUGGGCCCUGAGAGCCCAGAGGGACAGAGGCUAUUAUCUCCAAGCAG